AUGAUUUUAAACCUGCAAGUGUAGAUAUAAAUAAACCAGCUAGUGUUGAUAUUAGUUCAUCAAAUCGUGAAGUCACAGUUACUGUACCUAACUUUGACGGUGCUGGUACUGCACAUACUGUAUAUAAAGGGUCACACAAAGAUUACACAAAAGAAUGUGUUCUUAUUAUAGACCAUACGACUGGAGAAAUUACAUUAGAAAAACUUACUACUAAUGUACAACUCAAAUCAACUAGAAAUGCAGUCGAAAAACCACAAAAAUCUAUAUUACCGAAUAAUCCAGUUUUGUCAGAAAAAAAUAGGACAGCUACUGUAGAUAAAAGAUUAAAAGGGAAAGUUCAACAAAAAAAACAAGUUAAAAAGUCUCCCAUGAAAGCUCCUCUGUCACCUAAAUUGGCAAAUUUAUCACCACCAAAUGCUCAACAUAUGAAUAAAUCACCACAAUUUUUUAUGUCGGAAUCUCCAAUGUCUUCCAGUCUUCCGUUACUGAAUGAUGAUGAUUGCUCAAUGACUGGGUUUGAUUCCCAAGCACAUCCCAGUUUUUCAUUGUCUGAUAUAAAAACGGAAAUUAAAACAGAAAGUAAAACAGAAUCCUAUGAUGAAUUAGUCCCUGCUGCUAGAAGUUUAGAACUUAGUGAAUCUUCUAGUGAUUCAGGAUCAAGUAGUUCAUCUGACAGUGAUAGUGAUGACUCAACAACACCUCCUCCUUCUCAAAAGAAUGUAGAAAAACAUCCUUCACCUCUUUUUAAUUCUCCAAACACAAAUGGCUUUAAAGAUUGUGUUGUAGAUCCAGGACGUAUUUUAGAUGAAGAUCUUCAACUUUCCGAAACGGAUUCAGACUGACUGCCAUUUUGCAGCGAUAUUAUAAAAUACCAAAUACCCCAAAUCGAAGCCGUUCAGUCGUGCGUCAACAAUAAAACAAUUUCUUAUAAUUAUGUAUUUUUAAACCUACUUAAACCUCU
Messenger RNA from Sipha flava (yellow sugarcane aphid), 961 nucleotides. RefSeq names its product ELL-associated factor 2 (gene Eaf). Gene Ontology annotation, molecular function: transcription elongation factor activity. NCBI's taxonomy places the organism in Eukaryota, Metazoa, Arthropoda, Insecta, Hemiptera, Aphididae. Gene Ontology annotation, cellular component: super elongation complex. The record is from RefSeq and is a predicted model, not a curated record. Gene Ontology annotation, biological process: regulation of transcription elongation by RNA polymerase II; positive regulation of DNA-templated transcription.